This is a messenger RNA of Macrosteles quadrilineatus (aster leafhopper), 2765 nucleotides long. Its product is annotated as fatty-acid amide hydrolase 2-like. The record is from RefSeq and is a predicted model, not a curated record. NCBI's taxonomy places the organism in Eukaryota, Metazoa, Arthropoda, Insecta, Hemiptera, Cicadellidae. Bases 137 to 1765 code for a protein of 542 amino acids. The transcript is spliced from 11 exons.
ACAGCAACAUUCUUCAACAUACUACGUGACUUUGCAGUUUUCAACAUAGCAUAAAUCAAGACCUUCGAGUUUGUCUAUGUGAUUAGAGAUCUACAAUUAGGCUAGUAGUGUAGAUUUAUUUACGUUAGUGUGAAAAAUGGCAACAUCAAAAACCAGAAAUGUUCCUAGAAAUCGACCAAAGAAACCGUCAAAGAGAACUGGAAUGAGCUGUUUAUCCUGGUUGAUAUGGGCCGUUCAUUGGGUGGUUGACUGUGUAGUGGAUUUUAUCUAUCAGUUCAUUUAUGAUGAUUCAAAUCGCAAAUUCAUUGCCCCUAUCAGACACCCAUUUUUGGUUGAAAGUGCCACGUCACUGGCUGAAAAAAUUAGAAAGAAAGAGCUGUCGUCAGAGAAGCUUGUCAAGAGCUGCAUAGAGCGAAUGGAGGAGAUAAAUGCAGACCUGAACUGCAUCGUAGACUCUAGGUUCAAAGAGGCACUGGAUGAAGCCAGGAAGGUGGAUGAGUUUCUUGCUACCACAACAAUGUCCGUGGACGAGUUAAAGCAGAACAAACCUUUCUUAGGGGUUCCGUUCACUUCUAAGGAAAGCACACAUGCCAGCGGUAUGAACAACACGUACGGUAUGCUCUCUCGUAAGGGGUCCAAAGCCAAGGAUGACGCAGACAUAGUGGCUCGUGUAAAGGAGAGUGGUGCGAUAUUGUUGGCUGUUACUAACGUCCCGGAGCUAAACCUGUGGCAGGAGACUCGUAAUAAUCUCUACGGACAGACCAACAACCCUUACAAUGUUCACAGGACUGUUGGCGGCUCUUCUGGCGGAGAGGCCGCAGCAAUUGCCGCUUGUGCUUCUCCUUUUGGGAUCGGAACAGACAUUGGAGGAUCAGCUAGAAUGCCAGGUUACUUUUGUGGAAUAUACGGACACAAACCAACAACAGGCCUAAUCAGCACCAAGGGCAUGACGUGGCGUACAGGGGAGGAGAAAGUUCCCACCAUGGUGUCUGCUGGUACCAUGACAAGGUAUGCUGAUGACAUCACACCUUUCCUGAAACUGCUGCUGGGGGAUAACGUCAAUCAGCUGAAACUGGACACUAAGGUGGAGAUGAAGGACGUGAAGGUGUGUUAUGUCGAUGAGCCCGGAGACCUGAGAGUGAGCAGUGUUAGUGCAGAGAUCAAGGGGUUGAUGCUACAAGCAGUCUCACACUUGGAGGAACAAACCGGAUCUCCUGCUAAACUGUUGAACCUGCCAGGUUUCCGUUACUGCUACACCCUGUGGCGCUACUGGAUGAGCAAGGAACCAGGCAACUUUGCUUUUGAUCUGGGAAACAGAAAGCAUGAAGUGAACGUUCUGAUGGAACUGCCCAAGUUUGUCCUGGGCAAGUCAGAGUUCACAUUGCCAGCUCUACUGAAGCUGCUGGAGAUGACAGUGUUCCCUGCAGUACCUGCUAAGUGGGCCGAGGAGCAGACGGAGAAACUGAGAAACUCACUCAUUGAGGAGCUAGGGUCCAAUGGAGUGCUGCUGUUCCCGAGCCAUCCAACUCCUGCCACGCACCACUGCGUGCCUUUCUUCAGGCCAUACAACUUUGCCUACUGGGCCAUCAUCAACGUGCUGCGCUUCCCAGCAACCCAGGUGCCUCUGGGACUGUCCAAGAACGGCCUUCCUCUGGGUCUGCAGGUUGUCGCAGCUCCAUACAAUGAUCACCUGUGUAUCUCUGUUGCUCAGGAGCUAGAGAGAGGGUUUGGUGGUUUUGUGCCGCCCUGUGUUGUCAACCACUAGUGCUACAGAGUAUCUAUAAGUUACAAUCUACUUCGGGUAUUUGGUUUAAUGGCUGUGGACUUAAGUAUAGGCAGUAUUAUUAAUAUUGUUCUUCUUACAUCAUAAUGAUCAAAAACAUGAACAAACUCUCGUUUAUCUUUGAUAUGAUAUGUUUCAGGCAAUAAGCUUGUACAAACAUGUAAUCAAUGUGAUUUUAAUAAGAUACUCUUAAAAAAUAACAAGCUUAAUUUUUUGAGUUCGCAAUAGAAAAUUAGUUUCUAAAUGAUUUAUUCUUUUGUAAUUCUGUUUUUUUGUUGACUAAACAUAAGUUCCAAGAUUUGGUUUUUUUAUUUGUCUUGUAAGGUUUUAUUUUAUAGUUUCUAAGAUGCCUUCCAUUAUUGUAUAUAUAUGUUUUUUUAAAGCUCAAAUGAUGCUUGUUUUAAUAUAUUUGAUACUGUGCAUCCUAAAAUUAUGUUUUCAAGUGCAUGAAGUCUUAAGCAUGUGUCAGACAAUUUCUAUUUAAUUCAAGCACAAAUAUCAACAAAGCAAUGUACUGUUUUACUGGUUUAUAAACUAAAAUCAAGUGAUACAUUACUUUAUACUUUAAUACUUUUCGAUGAAAUUGUGACCAUACAAAUUAGUUAUUUUAAACCAACUCAAAGUAGAUCAACUUCUUUUAGUUUAUUUAACAUUUUUUACUUUAGAUAUACGUUUAUGACAGUUAGUUAAGAAACGUCCGCUAUAAGAACAAAAGAAAGGAACAAGAAAUAACAAAGCAAACAUAAUUUGUAAAGCCUACUGUGAACAAUACUAUAAUAAGUUUAUACCAAACUGUAGCCGGGAUUAGAUUAUUAGAAAAUAAGAACAAAGAUCAAAUACUCAAGUGUUUUUAAGUGCAUUCCAUUUAAAUUGAGUUAAUAUCUUAGUUAUCACAUAUGUUAUCAUUUUGGAUCAUUUUUGUGUUCAGAUAUAUAUAAGGGUUAUAUUAAUGUUGAUCAAAUAAAAUUUUAUUAUUUCUUAU